AUGAAAAAAAAUAUGUUUAAAAUUAUAAAAAAACUAAUUUCGUUUUUUAUAUGUUUAUAUAAUUUGUAUAAAUUUAUUUUCUUUAAUUGUUUUGUAGGUAAGCAAUUGACCUAUCAAGCUGAAAUAUCAAGUACUAAGUCAAAUGACGAGUUCGAACUUAUUAAUCAGAAACAUAAUUCAAUAGUGACCGUAUCUGUAAAAGAUACAAAUAAGGAUAAAGCCAAAAGUCUAUACGAAAAUAAACGUAGAGCAGAGAAAAUUAAAAAUGAACAACACUUGAAAAAAAUAACCAACACACUUCCAAGCGACGAGCCGAUCGUGAAAUUAAAAAAUGUCGAUAGUAUUCUUGAAAAAAGUGUUUUUGAUUUGGAACCAGAGGAUUGGGACAUCUUGUACUUAGAAAUGUCGAAACACAUUAAAGCCAAGCCUGAUAUUCUGUGUUAA
Molecule: messenger RNA, 444 nt
Organism: Metopolophium dirhodum (rose-grain aphid)
Lineage: Eukaryota; Metazoa; Arthropoda; Insecta; Hemiptera; Aphididae
Exons: 3
Coding region: 1-444 (147 amino acids)
Source: RefSeq, a predicted model, not a curated record